AGCUGAUGCUUCCUGUGUGAAGGUAAGGGCUAAGACUAUGUGUGAGCAUCAGAACAUUCUCCUUUCUGAUGCUAUCAUAUAUAUAGGCUAGUAAUCCAGCAGCUGCAAUUCUCACAGGGACGUCAAACCAAAGACCAGGAUCAACAGCACUGCACUUCCAACCUGACUCAUGAGACUAGAAGGGAAAGAAGACUAUCAUAAAACCAGUCUUCCAAAUCUGUGGUUAUGGAAACCAGCCUGCUCAGACUGCUCUACAUUAUUUCAUUCUUCCAGGCAUCAGGAGCCAGGCAGAAAUCCUCAAAUCUGGACUGUUUAUAUGACUCAUUUGAGACUGUCAUUUGCACAUGGACCCCUGUGAAAAAUGCCAUGAAAGGGCAAUGCCAACUCACUGCUUCUGUUGACUAUGGAAAACCACCGAAGACAUGUCAAAUGAAUGGCACAACCAUAAGAAGUUGUAAGCUGAUUCUUGAGGGUUACAGCUUGACUAUUGUGGACACUAUUCUCUUGGUUGUAUCUUGCCAUACUGGGGAGAAAUGGAUAGAAGUUCAUAAUCAGACAAUAGAACCAUUUCGGAACAUUCAGCUCCAGCCUCCUUGCAACUUUCAACUGGAAAAUGCCAGCAAGCCUUCUUACAAUUUAACUUGGACCCUUUGUGUUCUCUCCCAUUAUCUAAAAGAAAAACUGGAAUAUGAAGUACGGUAUAGAGCAACUUCUCCUGGUGAGAAUGACACAAUCCUGCCCAUAACUCAGGAUCAGAAAUGGCUAAUAAUUGAGAACCUUUCUCCUGACACGGUAUUUGAGGCAGCCAUUCGUGUAAAAGUACAACGGAUCAAAUAUUAUUACAGUAUAUGGAGCAGAUGGAGCACACCUCCCAUAAGAUGGAGGACAGAGCCUGAAGCAUCACCACAAAGUACGCUCCUUCCAGUUCUUCUAGCCAUUGCUGGGAGCCUCAUCGUUUCCAUCUUCGUCAUUUUCUUGAUGAUUGUAUCUCCAGCAUCAAAAUGCUUUAGAAAGAUGUUCAGCAUCACUUUGCCAAAUCCAGCUGAGUUCUUUCCAUCUCUCACUGCUGUCCAUGGAGGAGAUAUCCAGAAGUGGUUGUCCUCCCCAGAAUCCAUUACUUCCUUCCACAUUAUAACUGAAGCUCCCAAUGUCUCCAUGCUGGAGAUCAUGCAAAAGAGCAUCAAGGAGUCCUGCCUUCCCCCUCCUAAGGAAUACUUCACACAUAUUGAGAACACAGUAGGGACCAGUGGACAGUCCUCAAGCAGCUGUUUUACCAACCGUGGCUAUUUCUUUUUCCACCACCUUGACUCCCUUGAGAUUAAUUCCUGCAAGGUGUAUUUUACCUAUGAUGCUAUCACUCAAGAGAGAAGCAGUGAAGAUAGUAAUUCCUAUUUCUUCAAAGAGCUCCAUGAAGCAAGUCACAAUUUCCCAUUGUCUACCAACAUCAUGACAAACCAGGAAAACUAUGGUUUUCUUCAAGAUUAUUCAGGAGGAGGUCUUCCAUCAGGGGAAAACUUCCCAACAGCAUCAACAAUAGAGCAGGAUGAGAACACAGAAGAGAGAAUUCCUAUUGUCUUGUCUUCAAAAACUCCUGAGCCGUAUUUCAUGGAUGGUUCAAGUGAGCCAGAAUCAUCUAGCAACAAUACAGAUGGAAUAGGAUUACUCACAAGUGAAGACUUAUCUAACAAUGUUAUGGGAAAUAAUAGGUUCAUAUUUCCAAAUCAAGGCCAGUCCAAUGAUUUCUGCAGAACUGCAUCCUCCAGCCAGAUCCCCAGUUCCUCAGAAGCCUACCUGUCCUUGCGGGAUCUUCAGAGACAUUACAGUCAUCAUUCUGUCUAAUUCCACAAUAGGAAGCCUCUUUUGAGAGCAAGACAGUUUCUUUACAUAUCAUCCACUCUUUCCAAUCAAGGAAGAGGAAAUAGAUCUCUGUCCUUUUGGCAUGAUUUAAGAAAAAGAAUGGAUAGAAGAUUCCAUAUUUUGUAGGGAUGUCAGUCAUCAGAGAAACAUGGUCAAAUAAGCUUAAGUGCCUCCAAAGUUUAUUUUCUAUAGAAUACUUUUGUUAUUCUUUGCAUAGAAUUUCACAUCCCUAAUCUCACAUCACUAAAUUUUGCUCUGAAAUUGGAAUACAGAGAUAUGUCUAGUGAAAGAUUUACAACUUCACCCCACAAGAGUUUUAAUACAAGUUGCUAUUUCUGGUGUUGAUUUUGGGUGGUUCUUUUUUAUUUUUUAUUUCAUUUUCACUAAUGUGGGAACUACAUAGGCAUCUCCAUCAAAAAGACCUCUUGCAAAUCCGGACCCAAAUUCUGCUCUUCACGCCUUGGAAUCCAAGUCUGUGGGUUACUUGUUGAAGGUCUUAGGUAUAGCUAGUCUGCUAAUCAGUACUGUGACUUUUUUCUGUGUUCAUUGGCCAUUGCAUGUUGCAUCCCUCCGUACUGGAUGUGAUCAUUUAAUGAAAUUGACUUGAAAUCAGCUUCUGAUGUUGCAUGGAGAAGUAGAGUGCAGCUUUGACAAGACUGUUUUACCCCAAGUAAAUAUUUACAGACAGUUUUUAGAAGUAAGAAGGCAGACACUCCUUUUUGUCCUAGACUGCGGUAUGUAAUCUCAUGUUAGCAAAACCUGCUAGAUGCUUAAUCAGACAGGAAACAGGAAACAAAAAGCAAGGAGCUAGGUAGAUUCUUGCUAGUUUCUGGCCUCAGCUAAAGGUUCCAUCUUCAACAUCCCAUAAAUAUCAACUCCUGAUUAUUUCAGGAAGAACUUCUAUCUUGGAAAUUAGACUACUCAUGAGUCAUGUAGCUUCCAGGCCCAUUUUUUGGCCCACUAGAGUUCCCAAAACACUUAUUUUAAUGUUGAUAGCAAAUUGCCAAUUUUCAGCUGCAUUAUUUUUGGUCUUUCUUUACUGAAACACUUGAUGUCGAAACAGACACCCUCCAAAAUCCCCAAAAUAAAACAUGUCAGCCUUGCUUUUUCCGAUGUUCUCACAAUAUUACCACCAUGAUCACAUAAAGGCUGAACAAUAUGAAGUGUGGUCUGAUUUUCUGCUGGAAAAAAUAGCAUGGCCACUGGAUAAAAGCUGCUGCCUUACAAGAAUCUGUAGCAGGGUCUGCCUAGUGACAUUCAACUCAGUCUGAAAAAUUGAAAUCACUGUCUAGCUGAAGCAAAGUGUUUGCUACAGUAUUGUGGUUAUUAUUCAAAAGUACCUGUGUUUGCUCUGUGUUUAUUAUGUUCCUCUCCAGUCUCUAGUAUGCAAGUGUCGGAGGAGUAACUGGAAUAUAAUUUCUGCUGCUGUUUUCACUGAUCCUUGCUCUGAAUUUGAGCACUUCCAUAUCACCACUGCUUCUACUCCCCAAUCCCAGAAAAGAGUUUGAAGACACUCAGCAAUUAUUUCCAAACUUGCUGACCUUGUAAUGCUGGGAAAGGGUCACACUGCUCUGUUCUGAGUUGUCACGGUCCCCACAGCAAUGAAAGCAAACAGAAAAACCUUCUGCGUUUCAUGGAGGGACUAAAAAGCCAUCCAGUCACUUUUCUCUGUAAAAGACUGCUUCUUCAGUCCAGGAGCCAACAGGCAGGAUAAGGUGAAAGACUCUGCAAAGGAGGAAAUAACCCAGCCAUAAACUGCAGAGAGCUGCAGCCUUUCAAAACAUAGAGUAGCUUCACGAUGCUUUCAGAUGCAUUGGCUCAGCUGUCAAGAUGGAGCAUUAUGGGGUCUCAAGGCUGCAGAGCCAAUGCUUAAGUAGCACCAUGUGGAGGUGCCCUUUUGUUAAACUGCUUUAUACUCUUUCAUACAAUAAACUGCUUUAUUGUUGGUGGACUCCCUUAGGAGCAGCAUCUUGGCUUGGGUCCGAAUAUAAAUCCAGUGAAGGAAGUUCAUGGAAAGUUGACCAUCUCUUCCUGCAGCCACCCACACUUCCCCCCACCCCUCAAUCUCUGUGCUUAACUUCCCAGCCAGACAAGGCUGGUCCAGGUGCUGCUGCUGCUAAGACUACAUGGAAAUAAUCUCUUUUAAAUGCAAUGGUUAAAUCCACACAUUGUGCUCAACUCUGUUUUGUUAUCAUCAUGAUUCAUUAGAUAAGCCAACGUAGCUUGGUUUUUACAUGAAGUGCAACGCUGUAUUGAGUGAAAAAAGAGGAAAAAAUGAGCUGCAUUAUUUUUUCUGCAGGAUUACCUUGAUCAUCUCUUAUUAUUACUGCAUUUUUAUAGCAUUUUGAAUGUUGUUUUAAUUAUUUUGCAUUUCAUGCCAUUAGCUACCUUGAGCUCCUUAGCAUGAGAAAAGUGGGAAUUUUUAAAUUGUUUAUUCUCAAUAGUCAUAUACAUAUUCAUAUUACGCAUUCUCUUUUAUUCCUUGUAGAGUGAAUAGAGGAAAUUGUUUCACAAUUAAAAAAAAAAGUAUUUGCAGUUGGGAUAUUGAACUAAUAAUUCUCUUUGCUUGAUCAGACAAAGGAUCCAUCUUUCAUUUGAUUAACAAUAAUUCUUGUGGAAUUUACCUAAUAUAUAAAAUUAGCUAAUUUUAUAUAUAUUUAUUGUUUUAUCAGUUAUGUGAGCUGC
Molecule: messenger RNA, 4542 nt
Organism: Python bivittatus (Burmese python)
Lineage: Eukaryota; Metazoa; Chordata; Lepidosauria; Squamata; Pythonidae
Gene: IL2RB
Product: interleukin 2 receptor subunit beta
Biological process (GO): immunoglobulin mediated immune response; cytokine-mediated signaling pathway
Cellular component (GO): external side of plasma membrane
Molecular function (GO): interleukin-2 binding; cytokine receptor activity
Source: RefSeq, a predicted model, not a curated record